Molecule: messenger RNA, 1014 nt
Organism: Monascus purpureus
Lineage: Eukaryota; Fungi; Ascomycota; Eurotiomycetes; Eurotiales; Aspergillaceae
Source: the annotation of a GenBank genome assembly
AUGGUACGUCAGAGGGGAUUUUCCAAUGUGUCUUCCACUUCUUCCCUUUCCUAUCCCGAAAGGAAUCACCAGGAACUGGGAAGUAUGUACGACUAUCUUGCCAAGAUCAUCCUUCUUGGGCCAAGCGGUGCCGGAAAAUCUUGUUUGCUACAUCGCUUUGUGAAGGACGAAUGGAGAGUGCUAUCGUCGCAAACGAUCGGUGUCGAAUUUUCUUCGAAAAUCGUGAAGUUGGGCUCUGGUUCGCGGCGGAAACGGAUCAAACUUCAACUCUGGGACACGGCAGGCACUGAGCGAUUCCGUUCCGUUUCCCGAUCAUAUUAUCGCGGUGCGGCAGGGGCGGUUCUUGUUUACGACGUGUCGUCCCACCGUUCUUUCUCCGCACUUCCCACGUUUCUUAUGGAUGCGCGCGCCCUCGCAUCCCCGAAUCUCACCGUCCUCUUAGCUGGGAAUAAAGCGGAUCUAGCAUCUGAGAUGCCUGAUGAUGGCAUAAGACCUCCCCCUACACCGUCCAGUACUUCCAGCAAGCAGUCAUCCUUUGUGGUCGACUCAGGCGGCGAUUCUAUCCACUCCGCAAGUGGACCCGGCGCCGGAACAAGGAUGACUGCUACAUUUGCACCUCAGGGUCGAGAAGUCAGCGCGGAAGAAGCGUCCCAUUGGGCUGCCAAAUCGAACAUUCCUGUUGCUGUUGAGGUUUCUGCCCUAACUGGUGAAGGUGUGGAGGAAUUGUUUACACGGCUAGCGCGUAUAAUCCUUACCAAGAUCGAGCUAGGUGAGAUCGACCCUGAUGAUCCCCAGAGCGGGAUCCAGUACGGCGAUGGCGGUCUGUACGGCCAUGGCACAAGUGAUGCUUCGAGUACUCGAAGCGGGUUUGGAUUUGACGACGAUAACGCAGUUCAGCUCCAGCGGAGAAAUUCGAGGCGAGGAACGACAAACUGGAAAAGUGGCAUGAGAGAAUGGGAGGAUGUGUUUGGAUUAAGUGGCUCGCAGCAAAGGAGGAACAGAGGAUGUUGUUGA